Oryza sativa Japonica Group (Japanese rice) is the source of this 1895-nucleotide messenger RNA. The record is from RefSeq and is a predicted model, not a curated record. NCBI's taxonomy places the organism in Eukaryota, Viridiplantae, Streptophyta, Magnoliopsida, Poales, Poaceae.
UUCCACGGAGUUCGGGUUCGUCUACCUCGCGCGCCUCGAUGAUACAUCCGGUCAACGAUCAAUCAACGGACAACGACUAGACCUUCACAUCCAUCAUCAAUGGCGGCGAGGCUCACAUCCAUCAUCCAUGGUGGUGGGGGCGGGCGGGUCAGUGAUUGCAGCCGCCUACAUAGACGAACGAACCGGUCGCCGUCGCCGUCCAUGCUAGUCCACGGCCGGGGGCCGCCAUGUCCGCGCGCCGCCUCGCCGCGACGUUCUUGCUCGCCGCCGCCGCCACCCUGUCGCUGGCAUGCGUGCCGGAGGAGCGCGACGCGCUGCUGGCGUUCAGGGACGGCGUCACCGGCGACCCCGCGGGGCGCCUCGCCACGUGGCGGCGUCGGGGAGGAGGCGGCGACUGCUGCCGGUGGCGUGGCGUCCGGUGCAGCAACCGGACGAACGGGCACGUGGUGGCGCUCCGCCUCCGCAACGACGCCGCCGCCGCCGCAGGCGGCGGCGGCGCGGAGCACGACGACCGAGGGUACUACGCCGGCGGCGCGGCGCUCGUCGGCGCGAUCAGCCCGGCGCUCCUCUCCCUCCGCCGGCUGCGCCACCUCGACCUCAGCCGUAACUACCUCCAGGGCUCGCCGCCGGGCCCGCCGCCGGCGUUCCUGGGCGGGCUCGCGAGCCUCCGCUACCUCAACCUCUCCGGCAUCUACUUCUCCGGCGAGGUCCCACCCCACCUCGGGAACCUCUCGAGCCUCCGCUACCUCGACCUCUCCACCGAUUUCUCCCCGCAGCUCGCGCGCUCGUCGGAGCUCUCAUGGCUCGCCCGCAUGCCAUCGCUGCGCCACCUGAGCUUGAGCUCGGUCGACCUGAGCAGCGCGCGAGACUGGCCUCUCGCCAUCGCCAUGCUCCCAUCCCUCACAGCCCUCCACCUCUCCUCCUGCUCGCUCCCGAGCUCGAGCACGCAACAAUGGCGGCGGCUUCUUCCUCGCAACCUCACCAACCUCAAGUUGCUCGACCUCUCCAUGAACCACCUCGACCACCGAGCCGAGCUCGCCUGGAUCUGGAACAUCACGAGCCUCACCGACCUGAACCUGAUGGGGACCCACCUGCACGGCCAGAUCCCCGACGAGCUGGACGCCAUGGCAUCCCUCCAGGUUCUUGAUCUCUCCUACAAUGGCAACAGGGCCACCAUGCCAAGAAGCCUGAGAGGCCUCUGCAAUCUGAGGGUGCUAGAUCUCGAUUCGGCCCUCGACGGCGGCGACAUCGGCGAGCUGAUGCAGAGGCUGCCGCAGCAGUGUUCAUCAUCAAACAUGUUGCAGGAAUUGUACCUGCCAAACAAUGGUAUGACAAGAACCUUGCCGGAUUAUGACAAACUGAUGCAUCUGACCGGGUUGCGCGUUCUUGAUCUCUCUUAUAACAAUCUCACUGGUCCGAUACCGCGGUCGAUGGGGAAUUUGUCAGGUUUGGACAUUCUUGAUCUGUCUUUCAAUAACCUCACCGGAUUGAUACCGGCAGGAGAAGGGUGUUUUGCAGGUUUGAGCACCCUUGUGUUGUCUGAAAAUUUCCUCACUGGACAAAUCCCUGAAGAAAUUGGGUAUCUUGGUAGCUUAACCACACUAGACCUCUAUGGUAACCACCUCAGUGGACAUGUUCCUUCCGAGAUCGAUUGGCGAGGUUAACGACGAUAGACUUGUCUCUGAAUCCCCUCAAGAUUGAGGUGGGUUCAGAGUGGAAGCCUCCCUUCAGUCUCGAGAAAGUGAAUUUUUCGCAUUGCGCAAUGGGUCCUUUGUUUCCUGCAUGGCUUCAGUGGCAGGUGGAUUUCUCCUGCCUUGAUAUCUCAAGCACAGGUAUAAAUGAUACGCUUCCGGAUUGGCUCAGCACUGCAUUUCCAAAGAUGGCAGUUUUGGAUA